This is a messenger RNA of Tupaia belangeri chinensis (Chinese tree shrew), 2314 nucleotides long. RefSeq names its product ARL6 interacting reticulophagy regulator 1 (gene ARL6IP1). The record is from RefSeq and is a predicted model, not a curated record. Gene Ontology annotation, biological process: cotranslational protein targeting to membrane. NCBI's taxonomy places the organism in Eukaryota, Metazoa, Chordata, Mammalia, Scandentia, Tupaiidae. Gene Ontology annotation, cellular component: membrane; Sec61 translocon complex. The transcript has 6 exons. Bases 113 to 724 code for a protein of 203 amino acids.
CGUAUAUAAGCGGCCUGCGGGGCGUUCCCUAGCGUUGGGGUUGCCGAGGGGGUGUCUGGAAACGUUGGUUUGGUGAGUGGCCUGCGCUCGCUGAGGCGGCACGUCAGAGACCAUGGCGGAGGGAGAUAAUCGUAGCACCAACCUGCUGGCUGCAGAGACUGCAAGUCUGGAAGAGCAGCUGCAAGGAUGGGGAGAAGUGAUGCUGAUGGCCGAUAAAGUCCUCCGAUGGGAAAGAGCUUGGUUUCCACCUGCCAUCAUGGGUGUGGUUUCUUUGGUGUUUCUGAUUAUCUACUAUCUAGAUCCAUCUGUUCUGUCUGGUGUUUCCUGUUUUGUUAUGUUUUUGUGCUUGGCUGACUACCUGGUUCCCAUUCUAGCACCUAGAAUUUUUGGCUCCAAUAAAUGGACCACAGAACAACAGCAAAGAUUCCAUGAAAUCUGCAGCAAUCUGGUAAAAACUCGACGCAGAGCUGUGGGCUGGUGGAAACGCCUCUUUACACUAAAGGAAGAAAAGCCUAAAAUGUACUUCAUGACCAUGAUUGUUUCUCUUGCUGCGGUUGCUUGGGUGGGACAGCAAGUCCACAACCUCCUUCUCACCUACCUGAUAGUGACUUUUGUACUUUUGCUCCCUGGACUAAACCAACACGGGAUCAUUUCGAAGUACAUUGGAAUGGCUAAAAGAGAGAUAAACAAGCUUCUCAAACAAAAGGAAAAGAAAAAUGAAUAACCAUCUGCUCUGUUCAGUGUGAUUAAUGGAGUCUACAUUGUCCCUGGGAAGUUUCUCCUAUGAUCUCCAGAUACUAAAAUGUUACAUAAGUAACUCUUUGCUCUCCUUCCUACUGUCUUUAGUUGAUAGAGUCAGACUUAGCCACCUAAGGCUUUCUACAGUCUUUGUGUCAAGUGUAGCUGGGUGCAUCCCCAUCCUUGGCCUCAUGGACCAACUCAUUACUGAAUAUAACUUGUUUUGAUUUUUCUCACCCUGGGUCAAUUGAACUCUUUGUUUUAGAUAACUUCCUUUAAGAUACUAUAGUGGUGACCUUUAUGUAGUAUAGUGAACAGUGACUUUCGGUAACUGUUGGAGUGCUUUAGCUGGGUACUUAGCAGUGAUGUGGCUAUAGGAAGCUGCUUCUACUGUCUGCUUAAAAAGCUGUAUGGCUUCGUGAAUGUAGAGACCAAGUUUACCACUUCUGAUGAAGCGACCAGUGAAGAUUCAUUCCUCUUUCUGUUUCUUGAGCAUGGGAGAAAUUCCCAUGGAAUAAAGUGAAGCAAAUUCCAUGCCCUGGUAUGUAGAAUUUACUUCUCCCUUGUGCAGAAUUUAGCAAUUCAUCGUAAACAUUGACCUUUUCUCCCAAAUGGGGAAUCUGAUAGGCUUAUAGAGCUAUGGACUCCUUGGAUUUAGACUUCAAAUUAGUUCAUCCUUACAGGCUUACAAAAGAUUGUAUUUAGGAUUUUUAGCAUAUUUUAAAAUUCAGGUUCUCAGCCGACUUUAAAAUACAUACUAAUAGGCUAAGACUUGUCCAUGACCUUUACUCCAAGACCAGCCAGUAAAGGGCAAAAAUUUUCCUGUGUUUAGUUAAGAUUCAUUUCAGUAGAAAAUAAAUUUAGGGCCAGCCCAUGGAUUUAUCUACUAAUUUUUGAGACCAGAAUAAGCCUUUAAACGUAAGCCUCACAGUUGUCAUUUUGUGGCCAUACUGGCCAUUUUGGUCCUCAUACUUUAGGUAUAGGAAAUAGUGACUACAGUGGUGUCUGACUUUUCCCCUAGAUUUUUCUCUGAAAAUGCCAAGGGCUGUUGGUGAGAGCGGAUUUGCAGUGACAGUUGGGCUCUGAUCUAUGUCGAUUUUGUAACUCCUUGGAAAGCUUCUUGUUAUCCUUCUUUCCCUUUCAGUAGCUAGAAAUUUAUAGUAGUUGAAAUCUGUAGGAAUGAACCUCUGAGGGCCAAAAAUGUGACAUAUUCGGGAACAAUUCUUAAACUUAUGAACCAACUGUAAUAUAGUUUUGUGAAUUUAUUGCACUGAUACUGUAAAACUUGUACCUUGUGGUAUAUCUGUCCCUAUAUAAGUGUUGUUUUCUCCCCUUCAAUAUUGUUGUAAGUGGUGGUUCCCAUUGUAGUGUGUGAUUUUUUUUUUUAUGUUUCAUAAGAAAACUACCUUAAUUUUACAUGUUUCCUCAUUGUAAAUAAGCCUGUCUUCCUAACCAGAUUUUUUUUGUGUGUGAAUACAUGUUCUACUAAUUAACUACUUUUCGAAUUUUAAUCCUGUGUUAGUUCUUCUAUUUUUUUGUGUGUAAAAGAGGAAAAAUUAAAAAAAGCUGGAAUCUC